CGACUCACCCGCACACGCACAUGAUAAUCUCCUUUUCCCACGAACCUCAGGACCUCAAACAAUAAAACGCGUAUAACUCUCUUACACCAAUCUCAGGCAUCUGACGUCUGAAACCCAUACUGCAGCUGAAACAAGAACGGAAGGGGUGAAAGAAAGAAAGAAACUAAACUCCCUUGAACCCUAAGAAACGCAUAACCUCCCCCCUCCCCCCCCCAAACUAUGCCAUCUGCACGCCCACCUGCCUCCCUGGCAUCCAGCUCCUCCGAAACCUCCUACUCCCCCUUACCGAACAGCAGCGCAACGGUACCCCGCAAUGAACCCGAGGACCGGUCCCCUUCAACCACCCCAACCGGCACCUCUGCAUCCAAACCCACUGCUGCUGGCGCGCAGGAGAAGGAGAAACCGCGACUGACGGAACAAGAGAAAAAGAACAAUCAUAUCGCCUCGGAGCAGAAGCGCCGCGCCGCAAUUCGGGAAGGGUUCGAUCGUUUGACGGAGCUUGUCCCUGGCCUGGAGGGGCAGGGGCGCAGUGAGAGUAUUGUGCUUCGGAAGACGGUGGAUUUCAUCCAGCUACAGCUCCAGGAGCGCCAGGAGUUGGUGGCAGAGAUUGAACGCCGGGGCGGGCAUAUUGACGAUGCCUUUCGGGUCUGACCUACGUGGUUGACUGACUGUAUAUGAGCGAUGCUACUAUUCAUGACGAUGACGAUUACGAUGAUGAUACGGGGGAGGGGGGAAAGGGCAUGAUUGGGAG
Aspergillus brunneoviolaceus CBS 621.78 is the source of this 751-nucleotide messenger RNA. RefSeq lists its product as uncharacterized. The record is from RefSeq and is a predicted model, not a curated record. Gene Ontology annotation, molecular function: RNA polymerase II cis-regulatory region sequence-specific DNA binding; protein dimerization activity; DNA-binding transcription factor activity, RNA polymerase II-specific. Bases 220 to 651 code for a protein of 143 amino acids. Lineage: Eukaryota; Fungi; Ascomycota; Eurotiomycetes; Eurotiales; Aspergillaceae. Gene Ontology annotation, biological process: regulation of transcription by RNA polymerase II. The transcript has a single exon.